AACCGGAAGUCGCAUUUCCUGUAAAUGGCGGCUGCCACAGCUCUGCUCGUCCCCUGACCUUUUUAGAACGUUGAGUUAGAAAGCUUCACUGUUGUAUUCGUUGUAAAGUGAAUAAAAAUGCGCGUGGACGGAAACGUGUCUCCUUUGUGCCAUUGACACCGCGGUUUUAGUAACCGUGCGCGCGCCCGUGUCUAAACGACAUGGCGUUGGUGGUGGGGACGCUGCUGAGGGCUCUCCGGACCCUGCGCCUUUCGGCACCGGCCGGGGCCUCAGGAAGACUCUCGGUACCUCAGCCCGUCCUGUCCCCUUUGUGGAGGAGGACAUGUCCCUUCAGGACGGUGCACGUGUCCUCUGCGGUGUGCGCCGGACACAACAAGUGGUCCAAAGUGAAGCACAUAAAGGGACCGACAGACGCGGCGAGAGCCAAACUCUUUUUGAGGUUUAGGUUAUUGAUAAAAGUUGCAGUGAGGGAAGGUGGACCUAACCCAGCUUUCAACGUGAACCUGGCCCAGAUUUUGGAGCAGUGCAAGAGAAAGAGCAUGCCCAAAGCAUCCAUAGAUGAAGCAAUCAACAGUGUGGGAAAGACUAAACCAUUAUUGCAGCACAAUUAUUGUGUCCAGGGCCCUGGUGGGUGUCUGCUGCUCGUUGAGGUCAUGACUGACUGCACCUCUCACACCACUCAUGAAAUCAAACGCGUGGUUUUCAAGAACGGAGGGAACAUGACUGACAAAAACCGGAACGUCUUUGAACAGAAGUUUGUAGUGGUGGUGCCAGGUCAGGAUGUCACCUCAGAGAGAGCUCUGGAGUUAGCUAUCGAGGCAGGAGCUGAAGACGUCCAAAAUACUGAGGAUGAGGAGGAGAAGCCCCAACUGAAGUUUUUUUGUGCAGAAGCGGACCUGCAUAAGGUGAGGGGCUCACUGGAGGGCCUGGGGAUGCAGAUUGAGUUUGCUGGGUCAGAGUAUUUUCCUCGUAGUUGCGUCUCUCUGGACGAUGACCAGAUGGAAGCAGCCGCAGUCCUCAUAGAAGCCCUCAACAACAAUCCAGAUGUGCUGCAAGUGUGGGACAACAUCCAGGCUGACAGCUGAGCGCAGCGUUUGGACUCUCUGCGGACACUGACUGUGUAUGUGAAAUAUUUAAUUUCACAGCUAAUCAAUCUGCCACCUGAUAACUUCCAAACGCUGCACGUCGUCACAGAAAACGUUGCUUUUCUACUGAUGCUGUCUGUGUGAGAAAACCGGGGCAAGAAUUAGCCACUAAGACACAGAACAGCAUUUCUUGGACAAAGUGAAACCACUGUCCUGCAGGUUUUUACUCCAAGCUGUUUUGAAAAUACACUUCUUCAAAAUGAAGGAGAAUGUAAAACAUCUGCGCUUCUUUACGGUUAAAUACUGAAGAAACAAAACUGAAAAUGUCGAGACGAAGUCAAACCUUUCACUUUGAGGAACAAAACAGCUUUUAUGUAGCGUGGAUCAGUUUUGAAAUAAAAUAUGUCCCGUUAAACAUGCUAAAAAGUCUCAAGUGUGUCUUCAUGAUACAUGUUUGCAUAUUCUAAUAUCUGGGACUAUUUCUCCUUG
This is a messenger RNA of Nematolebias whitei (Rio pearlfish), 1574 nucleotides long. RefSeq names its product translational activator of cytochrome c oxidase 1 (gene taco1). The transcript has 5 exons. Bases 201 to 1085 code for a protein of 294 amino acids. Gene Ontology annotation, cellular component: mitochondrion. NCBI's taxonomy places the organism in Eukaryota, Metazoa, Chordata, Actinopteri, Cyprinodontiformes, Rivulidae. The record is from RefSeq and is a predicted model, not a curated record.